AAGGCUUCUGGCCCAAUGCUUCGCUCAUUCGGCCCGUGGGCUAUACACCGGUCACCUUCGGCCGCGGCCGCGGCCCAUGCCGCCGUGCGCCUCAUCCGCGCCCCGUCGUCAGUCAGCGACGGGACCGAGCCGCCGAGCACCCACCCACCGGAGCGAGCCUGCCCAACGAUGACCAUCAUGGCGGCGGCGGCGGCGAUAUCCGCGCUGCUCCCGCGCGCCGCGGCCGUCCGCAUCGUGGCGCCGCGCGCCCGGCCGGCCGCGGCCGCGGCCGCGUCCCGCCUCCUCUGCGCCGCGGCGGCGGGGGAGGCGUCGAGCUCGCCCCCGGCGCCCCGGAGGCUGGUGCUCUACACCAAGCCGGGGUGCUGCCUCUGCGACGGCCUCAAGGAGAAGCUCCACGCCGCCGUCCUGCUCGCCGGCACCCCCUACUCCCUCGCCUCCCUCGAGCUCCAGGAGAGGGACAUCACGACGAACCCGGAGUGGGAGCGGCUGUACCAGUACGAGAUCCCGGUGCUGGCUAAGGUGCUCCCCGACGGCACCGAGGAAAUACUUCCGAGGCUGUCUCCCCGGCUAACUGUGGAGCUCAUACAGAAGAAAGUAUCCAGCGUCUUUGAUCAGUAAGGAUACAAUUGUACUUCAAAAGUUCAAUCGUCAGCUUUGCAUUUAGGAUUGAGCUGUAAGAGUGCCAAUAGGUGAUACGGUUGGUGUAAUUUUCCUUGGUUGUAAGUCGCAACCCAUGAUUUUCAAUUGCUUAAUUUUUGUUGUUGUA
This is a messenger RNA of Hordeum vulgare subsp. vulgare (domesticated barley), 766 nucleotides long. RefSeq lists its product as uncharacterized. Bases 16 to 618 code for a protein of 200 amino acids. NCBI's taxonomy places the organism in Eukaryota, Viridiplantae, Streptophyta, Magnoliopsida, Poales, Poaceae. The record is from RefSeq and is a predicted model, not a curated record. The transcript has 3 exons.